This is a messenger RNA of Ambispora leptoticha, 261 nucleotides long. Lineage: Eukaryota; Fungi; Glomeromycota; Glomeromycetes; Archaeosporales; Ambisporaceae. The record is from the annotation of a GenBank genome assembly.
AUGUCUGAACAAGAUAAAGGAUACUACGGACAACAACCACCACCACAAGGAUAUCCAGCACAACAACCGUAUCCUCCUCAGAAUCAAAGCUAUUAUAAUGCUUCGCAAGCACCGCCACAAGGAAACUAUCAACCAACACCACCACCACAAACAAUUAUAGUUCAAGAGCCACCACGACAAAAGAAGGAUGAUAAUAGUUUAUGUUUAGGAUGUGCCCUCGGUGCGUGUUUAUGUUGCUGUGUUGAAGAAUGCUGUGGUUAA